AUGGGAAUCAUCGACCAAGAACGUCCGGCCCGCAGGAAAGACGAAGGCUUCGGUUGGGACGAUUACUAUCCGUUGCCAGAAAUUUACGCGUGGAUCGAUCGCAUGGUGCUGGAACAUGCGUCGGUGUUGUCGGUCGAGUCGAUCGGUAGGACGUAUGAAAACAGAGACAUGAAGGUCAUUAAGCUCUCGUACGGAUCGGGCAAUCAGGGUAUUUUCGUCGAAGCCAACAUUCAUGCCCGCGAGUGGAUCACUUCGGCGACCGUAACGUGGAUUUUAAACGAGCUGCUGACGUCAGAGGAUCCUCGUGUACGCUAUAUAGCCGAAAAUUACGACUGGUACAUCGUUCCCGUGUCCAACCCAGAUGGCUUCGAGUAUACUCACACUACAGAUCGUCUUUGGCGUAAAACGAGAACCCCGCACAACCUGCUUUGCUACGGCACGGAUCCUAACCGAAACUUUAACUUUCAGUGGAACAAUGGAGGUACAUCAACAACCCCGUGCUCGGACACAUAUUCCGGACCCAACCCGGAGUCGGAAGUGGAAGUUGCGAACCUGUCUAACUACAUCCGAUCGGUCGCCGGAAACAUUAGGCUGUUCCUUUCGAUUCACUCGCGGGGUCAGUUAAUUUUGCUCCCAUUCGGUUACAAUGAUGCCCCGCGCCCUUACAACUACCAGGAUCUACUGCAGGUUGGCCGCCGUGCGUCGGUCGACAUGUACAAGCUGUAUAGCAAGCCCUACCGCGUUGGCACUACGGCCGAUGUGUUGUAUAUCGCUUCCGGCAUUGCCGUUGACUGGGCCUUUGCUGCCGCAGGUAUUCCACUGUCCUACACCUUCGAGCUGCGCGAUCAAGGAGAAUUCGGAUUCAUACUGCCCGCCGAACAGAUUGUGCCCAACGCCGAGGAGCUACUGGAAGCAUUUGUUGGUCUCAUCGAUGAGGCAAAGGUGCUGGGUUAUAUAUUUAAGAGAUUGGCAAUACUCACUCUGUUGGCGCUGGCUGCGCUCGCUUGCGGCAGUUCCGCCGAGCAAUCCCGGUUUGAUAACUACCGUGUGUAUGAAGUGUCGAUCGAUACGGAUCGUCAGCUGCAGGCGUUGCAGCAGCUGGAACAGAACUCCGAUGGCUACAGUUUCUGGGAGUCACCGGUGCAAACUAACAUGCGCCUCAGCAUGGUAGUGCCACCGCACAAGUUUGCCCAUUUCGAAGAGCUGACCACCGCCCUGUCGCUGAAGACUCGCCUGCAGAUUGAAGACUUUCAAAAAGUGAUCGAUAGUGAGCGCCCGAUGCGUGACAGGCGCGCUACUUUGGACUGGACCGAUUACUAUACCGUCGAGGAGAUCUACGCCUGGAUGGACGGCAUUACCGCCCAGUACCCUACCAUUCUUAGUGGCACCGUGUUUGGCCGAUCGUACGAAGGUCGCGAUCUGAAGGCAAUCAAGCUAUCGCACAAGGCAGGUAAUCCGGGUAUCUUCAUCGAAGCGAACAUCCAUGCGCGCGAGUGGAUAUCAUCGGCCACGGCCACAUGGUUGCUGAACCAGCUGCUCACCUCCACCAAUGCCGCCGUGCAAGAUCUGGCCCAGAACUACGAUUGGUACUUCAUCAUGGUCGCCAACCCGGACGGGCUGGCCUACACCAAAACGACCAACCGCCAAUGGCGCAAAACACGUCAACCAGUGAACGACCUGUGUGUGGGGGCCGAUCCUAACCGCAACUUUGACCACCAGUGGAUGAACGGUGGCGCAUCGUCCGUGCCCUGCUCCGAUACCUUCGCUGGAACGGCACCGUUUUCGGAGCCCGAAACGCGAGCGAUGGCUAACUACUACGCGACCAUUGCCAGUCACAUCAACAUCCAAUUUUCGUUCCACUCGUACGGCCAGUACCUGCUGACCCCGUUCGGAUACAGUGGCGCUCCCCGGCCAUCCAAUGAUGCCGAUCUGCAAAGGAUUGCCACCGUCACGGCUGCCGCUAUUCAGGCCACUCACGGAACACGCUACACGUACGGCAACAGCGCUCAAGUGUUGUACACGACAUCCGGAAGCACCGUUGACUAUUUCGUCGGCGUUCACGGGACGCGCCUGGGCUUCACGUUCGAGUUCCGCGACACCGGAGCCACCGGUUUUGUGCUGCCUGCGAACCAGAUCAUUCCGAACGGAGAAGAAACGCUGAACGGCAUCAUUGCCUUCGUCGCUGAAGCGAAGGUGCUCGGUUACGUUUAG
This is a messenger RNA of Anopheles cruzii, 2211 nucleotides long. Its product is annotated as zinc carboxypeptidase A 1-like. Gene Ontology annotation, biological process: proteolysis. The record is from RefSeq and is a predicted model, not a curated record. The transcript has 11 exons. Gene Ontology annotation, molecular function: metallocarboxypeptidase activity; zinc ion binding. Lineage: Eukaryota; Metazoa; Arthropoda; Insecta; Diptera; Culicidae. The coding region runs from base 1 to 2211 and encodes 736 amino acids.